Messenger RNA from Perkinsus marinus ATCC 50983, 348 nucleotides. RefSeq lists its product as hypothetical. The coding region runs from base 1 to 348 and encodes 115 amino acids. The record is from RefSeq and is a predicted model, not a curated record. NCBI's taxonomy places the organism in Eukaryota, Perkinsozoa, Perkinsida, Perkinsidae. The transcript is spliced from 2 exons.
AUGGCGAAGGGCCCGGCAGCGGGACAAGGGUCGUCCCAGCAGAGUACGAAGGUAGAAGAGCCUCUAGUGAUUAUACCUCUGAGGGCGUUGGAAGGUCUUGUUAAGAAACGCCGACUGUCUGAGGUUGGUGGGCGUGAUCAGUUCUUCAAUCACGUGUAUCCCCUGGUUUGGCAGGGCCCUGCUGAGGAGGGUUGGGAGUCGACCGCGGCCGCCAAGAAGAUUCGACGGGUUGAGGUCCCAUAUGCUGCCUUGCCGGAGUCGGUGGUCAGAAGAGGCGACGGCUACUACUGCCAGCUCUGCAAUGCUAAGCUCUUCGAUGUGUGGGCUCAUGUCCAGGGCAGCAAGUAG